AAACCAAAUGAUCUACAAUUGGUAAUAUCACUGUUAAGAAUGGAUGGGGAGGAGAAUAAGAAGAGAGAUGAUGUUGAUGAGAAUUUGCAAGUUGAGUUGGCAGAAGAAUCCCCAAGAAACGCAGCAGGACAAAAUUCUGGAUGUGACUCUUCAUCUCAGCAGAAAACAAGGCCUACAUCAGAUGAAGUGUUCAGGAACCUUGAAAAGAAAGAAAAAGAGAAUGGCACAAACAAAACAGCACUGUCAGAAUCACCAAACCUGGAUGUUGUUGAAGCAAGGAAACCUGAAAAUAUCUCCAGGAAAAGAAAGCAGAGUUGUUCAGAUGACAUGAAAGAUAGUGGAAGGAAAUUGCAAAAAGUUUUAGCUGGAGAAGCAUGUGGUAUGGUCGCUGGAGCUGUAAAGCAGGAAGGAGUCACCAGUUGUCCUGAUAGCGACACAUUUAAUUCAGAUAUCUUGUGCCUGCGUUAUGAUUUCAGAUGUGCUGCUGCUGAUGCCAUAUUGAAAAUUCCCAAGGAAAAUAAACAUUCACAAGAGGUGUCAGCUGCUGUUCCUGAUAAAUUAUAUUCUUCAGAAGAAAGCAGUGUUGUCUGUACAGCUGGAAACAUAGACAAAGACCCUAAAGACAAAAUGAGUGAUAAGUGUUUACCUUCCUGCUCUGAUAAGGAAAAACAUAAACAAGAAAGCUUCUCUAAACCAUCCAAAGAGCAAACACACCCUCACUGUAGUUGCAUAGGUGAGUGCAGUUCAACAUCGCAUAUGCGUGCUAAGCGAGAUCGUGAGAAAUCCAAGAUAUUUUCUUGUGAUCUUUGUGGUUUUCAGAGUGCUGAAGAGAGUCUCCUAAAUUCUCAUCUCCUUGGCAAGACUCACCUUCGACGCCAAAACCUUGCUGCACGGGGAGGAUUUGUACAGAUAUUGACGAAAAAAUCCUUUAGAAACCAACAAUCUAAUGCAACCAAAGAGAGGAAUGUCAGGGUAAAACCUGGGACCAAUAAAUUAAGGGCAAGAACUGCUGAUGCAAAAGAAUUAAGUGUUUGCAGUGCACUGAAAGGCUCAAAAUUAAGCUUGUCUAAACAAAAGGAUUGCAGUGAACUUGUUGAAAUGAUACCAUCUUCAAAUACUCCCACUGAAAAAAUGGAUACUGUGACAGAAGAAACAUUGCUUUCUUCUGGUCCAGAAGGAAAUGAUAAAGUUCAUACUGAAAAACUAGAAAUACCGGGACCAUCCGAAAAUAUCUUGCAGAAAACAAAAUCCCUUCCAACUACCAAAAAGCUGCUUAACAGUUUACACAGGACAAGGAGAUUUGACAAACUGAAACACAAAAGAAAUGUUUUCUUGUUAAGGUCUUCAUUUGGACAGAGUAGGUCUUCUAGAUUAAAAAGGCAGGUUAAAAGAAGAUACAGCUUGUUAGGGAGUAGUAAGAGACCCAAAUCUGAAACUCAGAAGGUACAUGUGAAGCCUGUCUCCAGCACACAGCUUACACAUGAUGAAUCAAACCCUGUGUCACAUACAGAACUAGAAACAGAUGAUAAAAGUAAUUGUAAUACUGCUGCAGAAAUACAAGAUCUUACUGAAUAUAGGCCAAAUACCCCUUCUUCUAGCACUGCAGAUGCUAAAGAUUCUGAAGUUAAACUUACUGCUGAUGAUAGUGCUCUUCAUACUUGCAUGGAUUGUGGUCAUGUUUUUCUUGACAGAGAAAGUUUGGAAACUCAUGUUGCAAAACUUCAUACAAAAAGGACCCAGUUUCAUUGUCAGAUGUGUAGUGAUUCCUCUGGAGUCAGGGAAGACAUGAAGCAACACUGUCAUGACAGUAAGCACCAGAUGGGUGAUUGUAGCUUUAAUUGUCAACUCUGUUCAUUUACCAGCUUGAACGUGGUCAACCUUCAAAGCCAUAUGAGUGAAGUUCAUAAUAUGUCUCAUAGUUGUCCAGCUUGCAUUCUUUUUUUUCAGUUUGAAGAAGAGCUUAUAAGUCAUCAAAAAAAUGAGAAACACGGUGGUUCAUUAUUUCAGCAAGCUACUACAUUGACUAACAGUGAUCAGACCUUGCAAGUGGUACCUUCCAGUGACUCAGUAUCGAACAAUAGCCAAAGACUUACAAAGGAAGUGGAAGUGUCAGUGCAAACAAAACCCUCAGACUCUUCCUUCAUAAAUCAUAGAAAUGAACUAAAACAUUCUGUUCUGAAUAAAACCAAAUUUCAAUGUAAAAAGUGUUUUUAUAAGACAAGAUCUUCCACAGUUCUUACAAGGCACAUAAAACUCCGACAUGCACAAGAGUAUCACUUCCUUUGCAAAGCAUGCAAUCUCUACUCCCUGAGUAAGGAAGGAAUGGAGAAACAUAUCAAAAGAAGCAAGCAUCUUGAAAAUGCCAGGAAAAACAACAUUGGACUACGUUUUGAAGAAUGUAUUGUAAAGGUUUGCGUUGGUGUUGGUGGCAUUAAAUCAGUGGUGGAUACUUCCAUUUCUGGGAGUGGAAAUACAGAAUUGGAUAAAGAAAUUAUACAAGUUUCAUCUUCUUCUGUGGAAAACAUAUCGAUAAAUAAGGAAUUUGUUCCAUCUGAGCAAAGGAUUGGUGAAAAUGAGUUGGUUUUAGCUGAUGCAUCCAGAGGAGGGAAGCUUAAAGGUACUGUUUCUAGGACAUGUACCCAUUGUGGCCUUUUGGCCUCCAGUGUUACAAAUUUGACUGUUCACAUCAGGCGAAAACACAGUCAUCAGUACAGCUAUUUGUGUAAGGUUUGCAAUUACUACACUGUCACCAAAGGAGAUAUGGAACGUCACUGUGCAACCAAAAAACACAAAAGCCGAGUUGAAAUAGAAGGAUGUGGAAAACAGAACUCGGAGAUCAUCGUUAGCCCUGAAGGAGGUAAUUUUGAAUCCAUAAGCAAAAAGAUUAAUAGCCCCAUGACUGCCUUGCCUGAACAUAUUGAGGAUGGUGGCCAGUCAUCAGAUGUGGAAAAUUCUGUCUUAGACAAUCAGGAAGCUGAGCGAGGAGAUGCUGAGUUAAAAGCUGCAAAUGCCAGUAGGCUGCCGGAUUUGCAGCCUGGUAGGAAUCCACUGAAUAUAAACCAACGUGUGUUACUGGAACCAGCGAGUGUUGCUCAAGACUGUGACCCAAGCUUCCAGAGAAGAGCUAUGGGUGCAAAUGACAACAAGUGUGUACACUGCAGUUUCAUUGCUCAUUCUGCUGCUUCUUUAGAGCUGCACGUGAAACGAAAGCAUACAAAACAAUUCGAGUUCUACUGCAUGGCUUGUGACUACUAUGCUGUUACUCGCAGGGAGAUGAUAAGGCAUGCAGCAACAGAGAAACAUAAAAUUAGAAGAGAAUCUUACAUUCAUUCUUCUGGGGAGGAAGCAAAUACAGCACAUAUCACUAAAGAAGGCACUGUUUUGCCUCAAGAGGAGCACCAUCGCAGUGCAGGAGAAUCAAAAACUAUUUUAGAUGAAACAAAGCGUGCCAAUGAUGCAUCAGAAGGUGAUGAUAUGAAUAAAAGCUUUACUGAGUCUACUGCCUUAAAUGAAAAUACAUCUCCAGGAAUCUCUAAAGAUGUCAGUUCCCAAAAUGCAGUAGGAGAUGAACUUGAUAAGGAGUCUAAAAGUGGAGGAGAAAACCCUUUUUGUGAAGGAUUCCAGCAAACUCCUCAGAAAGAUAAAGUUGUUGAACUUGUCAAGGAAGUAUCAGUUAAAGAAACAGGUACUUGUGAGGUGCAGAAAAAUAAGCAUGGGCAGGAGCUGCUCAACUCAGAUGAUGAUUGCGCUGCUGAAAAUCAAAAUAGAUCAAGCACCACAAACUUCAAUUCAGAAAAAGGUGUGGAGAGCUUGGGAGAAAAUAGUGAAAACCCAGAAGCAGAGUGUAGAGACAAAGACAGUCUCAAAAAAAAAUCACUGAAGAAAAAUAACCCACUUAUGCUAAGUCUUCCUGAAACAAGUAGUGCAGUAGAGCAAUCAAAUUUUGCUGGAAAUACUGGAGAAGCAGUACAAAAUAGACGUAGUUUAGAUGGUAACAGAAGUUUCAGAGAGGAUCCUACUGGGGAGGAAAAAGCCCUUAUGGAAGCACAACAUGAAGCUGAAGUAACUAUAAAUAACAAUGUUUGGGAGGCAGAUGGCUCAACAGCUGAGGGCACACAAGAAAGUAGUAAUGAGGCUUUAGGAACAGUUAUCAGUGCUGAUGAUAAUGGAAAGGCAAUGCAAAAUGUUGGCAAGUUUGAUUCUUCUAUAGUGAGGUUAAAAAGUCAUCAAGAUGCGGAGGCCACUGACCAUUCUGCAGAAGGACAGAUGUCAGGGGCAGUGAAAACUAGUGAGCUCACAGUGAAAGCAGACACUUCAACAAGUGUUGGGAAAAAGAAAAAGUCAGAAGGAAUUUCCCUUGGGGAAUCGACACGUAUUCGCUGCGAUGACUGUGGUUUUCUAGCAGAUGGUUUGAGCGGACUAAAUGUUCACAUAGCCAUGAAACAUCCUUCAAAAGAAAAGCAUUUUCAUUGCUUACUCUGUGGAAAAUCAUUUUACACAGAGAGCAACCUUCACCAGCACUUGGCCAGUGCUGGGCACAUGCGAAAUGAGCAGGCGAGUGUGGAGGAGCUGCCCGAAGGAGGCGCAACCUUUAAGUGUUUGAAGUGCACGGAGCCCUUUGACUCAGAGCAGAGCUUGUUUCUCCACAUCAAAGAGCAGCAUGAAGAGCUGCUGCGUGAAGUCAAUAAAUACAUUGUUGAAGAUACUGAGCAGAUAAACAGGGAGAGGGAAGAGAACCAAGGCAAUGUCUGCAAGUAUUGUGGGAAGAUGUGUAGAAGUAGCAAUUCCAUGGCCUUCCUAGCUCACAUCCGUACCCACACAGGAUCAAAGCCAUUCAAGUGCAAGAUAUGCCACUUUGCAACAGCUCAGCUUGGAGAUGCCAGAAACCAUGUCAAGAGGCACCUUGGGAUGAGGGAAUACAAGUGUCAUGUCUGUGGGUGAGUAAAUUGAAACAGUCUCCACCAUGGUUAACCAGGAGAAGAGCACAGAAUAUGCAUUGUUUCAGAAUUGAAAACUGUGAUGUGAGCAAGAGUGGCUAAAAUUAUGCAUGCAUAUCCUCCUUUCCAUUGUUAUGGUAAAUUCCUUAAAUACAGUUAUGACAUUCUUUUCCCACUUCUAAUCCUGCACUGAAGAUGAGCAAUUUUAUGGGCUACAAGGUCAAUUUGAACCUGUAAUCUGUAAAUUGACUAAAUUAUAGGAUGUUCAUUCACAUUGCCAGGG
Molecule: messenger RNA, 5220 nt
Organism: Cyanistes caeruleus (blue tit)
Lineage: Eukaryota; Metazoa; Chordata; Aves; Passeriformes; Paridae
Source: RefSeq, a predicted model, not a curated record